GAAACAGUCUCAGAAAAAACAAAAAAAGUUGUGUGUCUCUGUUUCUGUCUGUGUGUGUUACCGUGUGUGUGUUUCUGUGGUUCUGUGACACGGAGGAGGUGAACACUUCUCCCCCGGUUUCCUACAGCUUCUAACGGGAAGAUGGCGCGGCUUGGCGGCCGUGCCACGUCCCGGUUCCCCGGAGAGAUGGUCCAGAUCUCCCGGUGGUGCUGCUGCCUGCUCGUGCUCUGCUCCCCGGUGCACGCGGGACUCUACACCCCCUCGGACCAGAUCUUCGUGCUCAGUCCGCAGAACGUGGAGCCGGUUCUGGUGAACUCUACCGCCGCCGUGCUGACCGAGUUCUACGCGUCAUGGUGCGGCCACUGCAUCGCCUUCUCCCCGGUGUACCGGAGCCUGGCGAGGGACAUCAGAGAGUGGAAGCCGGCGGUGGCGCUGGCGGCGGUCGACUGCGCUGCCGAGGAGAACCGGAAGCUGUGCGCGGGAUACAGCAUCAGAGCGUAUCCCACCGUGAAGUUCUUCCACGCUUACUCCAAAGCUGACUCCACAGGAAAGGCUUUCAAAGCCUCCUCUCACGAUGUGGCCACGCUCCGUCACAGAAUCAUCGACAAACUGGAGAACCAUCAGGAGCCCUGGCCCCCCGCCUGCCCCCCCCUGGAGCCCACCAGCCAGGCAGAGAUCGACAGCUUCUUCGAGACGAACAACGUUCAGCACCUGGCGCUCAUCUUCGAGGACUCCAAGUCCUACGUCGGCCGAGAGGUGACCCUUGACCUGCUGCAGUUUGAGAACGUGGCGGUGCGCAGAGUCCUGAGUUCUGAGGAGACUCUGGUGAAAAAACUGGAAGUGACAGAGUUCCCCUGCUACCUUUACUCUGCUGGAGGGAACUUCUCCAGACUCAGAGUGAACAUGGAGGCUCGUGUUUUUUACUCCUACGCCCUCCAGAGGCUGCCGGGGGUGGUGCGUUCAGGGAAGCCUCCUCCGGUAAAUGUGGCCGUUCUGAGGAACAACACCGAGGAGCCAUGGAGACCCUUCAACAGGUCCAGAGUGUACAUGGCUGAUCUGGAGUCAGCGAUGCAUUACUCUCUGAGGGUGGAGCUCGCUGCUCACACACUCAUCAGAGGAGAGGAGCUGACCUCUCUGAGGAAAUACAUCUCUGUACUGACUAAGUUCUUUCCGGGCCGUCUGGUGGUGAUGAACCUCCUGAAGUCUGUGAACACUCGACUGCAGAACCACACUGAAAACGAGAUUUCCUACGAGACCUUCAGAGAGUGGCUGGAUAACAAAGAUCAGUCUUUAGACACUGCUCUGCCUGAAGGUGAGAGGUGGGUGGGCUGCCAGGGGUCUGUUCCCUACCUGAGACGCUAUCCCUGUGGGAUCUGGACCCUGUUCCACGUCCUCACCGUCCAGGCCAAGAACACAGGAGGCACAGACCCCCAGGAGGUGCUGAGUGCGAUGAGAAACUACGUGCACAGCUUCUUCGGCUGCAGGGAUUGUGCCGAGCACUUUCAGACCAUGGCGACGGAGAGUCUGUCGGAGGUGAACACGUUCUCAGCCGCCGUCCUGUGGCUGUGGUCCAGACACAACCGCGUCAACAACAGAGUGGCAGGUGCGUUGAGUGAAGACCCGAACUUCCCAAAGAUCCAGUGGCCGUCUCCGGAGAUGUGUCCGGGCUGCCACUCGCUGAAGGAGAACGGGGAGCACCGGUGGAUCCAGGAUCACGUACUGCCCUUCCUGCUGGCUCACUUCUCCUCCAGCAGCAUCCUCACAGAUUACCUCGAAGACGAAAGCCAGAUCCUGAAAAAACAGCGGGAGAAACACGAGAGUCGUCAGCGAACGUUAGAGGCUCUGAAACAUCUGGAGAGGAAAACCCGGGAGGCGCUGGACUCCAUCCCGAAUCCUCUUCUUCCACAACCCACCCAACAGCAGGAGGAAGAGGAAGAGGAAGAGGAGGAAGAAGAGGAGGAGGAAGAUGAGGAGGAAGCACCGCAGGAAACAACGCCCUUGGUUAAACGAGUGCGGCGGCGCAGGAGAGCCAGCAUCGUGGGGAUGAGGAUGCGGGAGCUGCCGGAGGACAUCGUGGAUCUGGACUCCUUUGUGAAUCAGCACUUCAGGGUCAAAGCUCUGGCCUCAAACCGGGUCAAACGCCGCUCCUUACAGAGGAACGAGGAGGACCAGGAGCCUCUUUUCGGUCUCGGCAUGGCGGCGUUUCAGCCCGUGGAGGAGGACUUUGAGCCGGAUGUGGGUCGGAGGAGAAAGAGGGAACUGACGGGGCGUUUCUACGUCAGAGAGGAGGUGGAGAGGAGUCGUGGGGGACGAUGGAUUUCAACGAUAAACAUCGGGUUCUCCAGAGUGGACAUCAGCCUGUGUGUCAUCCUCUACUUCCUGUCCUCCAUGUGCCUCCUCGCCAUGUAUCUGUUCUUCAAGAACCGCCUCAAGCUGCGGAGGGUUAAAGUGUCCAUGACAUGAAGAUAGGAGAGUUGAAAUGCAGAAUCAGAAAACAUUUAUCCUUAACAAUCAGCAGUGAUGAGGCAGUGGUGGGAAGUACUUUUCCUCACGUACUGCGCUCUCUUUUGAGGGAAGUGAAUCAGAAUCAGGUUUAUUGCCAAGAAGACUUACGCAUAUAAGGAAAUGUCUUUUGUGUAUACACCUGCAAACAUAAUUAGUGGUAAGAGAAGGAUCACAAAUAGAACGAUUAUAAGAAGCAGAUGUAAAAAUAAAACAAUUGAAUAUACAAAAUACAGACUUUAAAGUGGAGCGCUGUGCAGAUGUAAAAAAGGUAGUGUUAUACAGAAAGAUAUGCUUUACUGCAGAUCAGAGACAGAUAUUGUUCUUUUUUACCCCACUGCAUUUAUCUUACAACAAAGGUUAAUAUGCAGGUUCAUAUUAAAAAAAAACAUGGUAUUAUUAUGGAUUUAGUUUAUUUAUAUGGCACAUUUGAACACAAUGAAAGUGCUUCAUCUAAAACAACAAAUACAAUUAUGAGCAUUAAGUGCAACAGUCAAGUAGAAUAACAAACGUAUAAAAUACAAGAAUAAGACUUUUUGAUUUAUUUGAAAGCAGCGGCAAAAGAAAAGUCUUCUGGCAGUAGAAAAAGUUAGCGCCACUUUAACCAGCUGCAGCAUUGAUAAAUAAAAACAGUGAUAAAAGAUAUCAUAUAUCAGGAUAACGAGUACUUUCUGGACGCUAACACUUUUGUUCUUCUACUUAAAUCACAUUUUGAAUGCAGGACUUUAUUUCUACACUGUGGUAUGACUACUUUUCUUCCACCGCUGUCUUAAGGGUAACUGUAAGGGGUUGUGUUCAGAUUAAGGAGAUCUUAAGUGGUCCACUUAACUCUCACUUGCAGCGUGUUUAUACUGAACGUCGUACAAGAAGAGGAGAAAUUAGCAGAUUAACUUCCAAUUUAAUAAUUCAAUGGCCUCUGGAGCUCAAAUGUGGAAAUGUGUGAGUAUUAAUGUUUAUGUCCAUGCGUUGGAUGCGAGCUAAUCCAUUUAUGAAGGAUACAAUUAAACCCAAAAUGAGAUUAAUUGCUUUUGGGGAAUUUGAAGGAAGUCAAUGCAACUAAUGUGUGUUUUGUACUAAUGGAGGAUGAUUAAUUUGAUUUAUAGUUAUUUUGUAUUAUCCCAAAGUAGGGUGAAAAUGUGCCUAGAGUACUUUCAUACGACCAAAUUAUUAUUAUUUUUUUAAAUCAUAUUUUUUAUAUUUACACUUAACUUCAUUUUUUUGAUUUAAAAAAAAUGCUGUUGUAUCUUAAAUGACAGAUGCACCGUUUUCCCUCCAAUCAAUUAAUUUCGUGUUGAUUUUUCAUGCAUUGAGUUUAAAGUGUGUGCAUUUAAUUUAAUAAUCAGACGUUUAAAAAGUCUGUAAAUGCUUUGUGGGUUUUUUACAGUUUCUUGAGGGUUUCUUCACGUCGUUGAAUACUGUGACUUUCCGCUGCUUCUCGGUGGCUUUUCUGUUCAUUACACUGUGUCCCAUCUUUAAACAUGACAUCACAUGCUGUGGAUGUUUGUGUUCACACUGGACGGGGUUUUAGAAUAAGCAGGAUUUGUUUUUGGCUCGUCUCAAAAACACUGCGGGCUCCACUGCUUCUGUCUGAAUCAAUAAAAUUAUUUUUGAUAAAGA
Molecule: messenger RNA, 4119 nt
Organism: Trematomus bernacchii (emerald rockcod)
Lineage: Eukaryota; Metazoa; Chordata; Actinopteri; Perciformes; Nototheniidae
Gene: qsox1
Product: quiescin Q6 sulfhydryl oxidase 1
Biological process (GO): protein folding
Cellular component (GO): Golgi membrane
Molecular function (GO): flavin-dependent sulfhydryl oxidase activity; protein disulfide isomerase activity
Source: RefSeq, a predicted model, not a curated record